GAACGGAAGUGCUUGCGGAGAGCGGCCUGCGCGCAGGUUCCAUGUGAACAGCACUCAGUGCUGGGCUGCAAGCACAAGAGGGCAGGAUGUUGUCGAGGCCAAAGCCUGGGGAGUCCGAGGCGGACCUGCUACACUUCCAAAACCAGUUCCUGGCAGCCCGAGCCUCACCUGCAGUGAAGAUUGUGAAGAAAGCAGACAAGAGGAAGGGGGAGGAAGGGAACACAGAUGCUGAGAGACCCCCAUUGCAGGACAGCAAGGAUGUAGUCAUGUUGGAUGAUUUUCCUGAUACUCUCCCAGCUCUAACACCAGCUCCACCCAAAAAGUCCAAAAGUGCCAACGUCCACUUUGAGGAUGAAGAUCCUGAGGAAAGGCUAGAGGCUCACGAUCGACACAUUACAGCAGUCUUCAGCAAAAUUAUCGAACGUGACACGAGUGCCGUUGCAGUGACCAUGCCAGUGCCCACAGGAGACCCAUUUCCAAGGGCGUUUCACCGUUCCGAGAUAAAAAGUGAGGUAAAGGUGUCAUCUGGAAGAAAAAGCAUCUUUGCACAAAAGAUGGCAGCGAGGAGAACUGCAGAAAACGCGGCAGCAGCUCCCUCUGCUGCCGAGUGCGUGCGCGUCGGAUCAGCCGCUGGAGAUGCCCUGCAGGGAUCAGCAGGAGAGGUACCUCUCCCUGGCUUCAGGGAUGAUAAAGCUGGUGAUGUUUUGACCUCUCAGCGGCCUUGCCUCAUCACGGGAGAGGGUCUUGGGAGCCAAAAGAGCGAGCAGGAAGCUGAAGCUAUUCACAAAGAAAACUUGGAGAAGCUACAGUCCAUGUCUGAGGAAGAAAUCCUGCAGGAGCAGGAAAAGCUGCUGGCUCAGCUGGAUCCUGGUUUAGUUGCUUUCUUAAAGUCACGACGUGGUGGCAAGGAAGGCCAGAAGAAGGAAUUAAAAAUGGAAUGGAACAGACCGGAGGAGUCUGUGGAAUCUCUGCCCGCGGCUCGGCGUGGUGUGGGAUCAGCCCUUCGCGUGCAGGAGCCGGGUGUGGGAGAAUCUGUGAAGAAGGAAGAAAACAGGGAGGUAGAAAUCACAGAUGAUGAUCUGCCUGUGAAGCCCAAGAAGGAAUGGAUUCACAUGGACAAUGUGGAGUUUGAGAAGCUGGAAUGGAUGAAAGAUUUGCCAGCACCUCGGCAGAAGAAAACCAAAGAGGGAAUGCAAGCUCGAUUCAGUUUAAAAGGAGAAUUGAUUCCUGCAGAUGCUGAUUUACCGACACACCUAGGCCUUCAUCACCAUGGAGAAGAGGCAGAGAGGGCUGGUUAUUCUCUCCAAGAGCUCUUUCAUUUGUCUCGCAGCCAAGUUAUCCAACAGAGGACACUGGCUCUGCAGGUCUUGGGGCGGAUUGUUCAAAAGGCCAAGGCUGGAGAAUUUGCUUCCUCCUUAAAGGGCAGCGUUGUGCAUCUGCUGCUUGACGCUGGGUUUCUCUUCUUGCUGCGCUUCUCGCUGGAUGACGCAGUGGAUAAUGUCAUGGCAGCGGCUGCCGGUGCCCUCCGGGCUCUGCUGGUGUCACUAGAUGAUGAGAAAUAUCUUGACUGGACUUUCUCAUGGUACCAAGGGAUGGCUGCGUUCCCCUUUGUCCCCAACAAUGAGGAGGAAGAAGAGGAGGAAGAGGAAGAAUUAAAUGGAACAGAGAAGUCUCAGGAUAAAAAAUUAAAAGAUGAAAACAAGCCAGAUCCAGAUGUGGCCCGAUAUGAUGUUGUAAAGGGACUUUUGAAGACACGGAUCCAGCACAGGCUGAGGUACAUCCUGGAGGUGGUACAACCUGUUCCAACGGUAGUCCUGGACAUACUGCACAUCCUCACCCACAUAGCAAGGCACUCCUCUGAAGCAUGCAGCCAGCUGCUUGACUGUCCUCGGUUGAUUGAGACCAUUGUCAGGGAAUUUCUCCCUACUCAGUGGGAUUCCCGGGUGGCUGAGCCAGGGUGUCUACUCACCAGCCUCCAUGGUGUUCCUUGUGCCACUGCUAUGAAGUUUAUCAGAGUGUUGGCGUCUGGAGGCCGAAACGCAGCAGCCAGGCUGCUGAACCAAUUUGGAAUGAAAAGCCGGUUAAGUCGAUUUAUAGCUGAAGAGCCACAGGAUCUGCUCCUGCCGAGGGAGGAAGCUAUCAGGCUGAGCACUGAGGCCUUCCGCUUGUGGGCUGUGGCUGCUGGCUAUGGGCAGGCCUGUGACCUCUACAGGGAUCUUUACCCUGUGCUGGUGAGGAUACUGCAGUCCCUGCCUGACCUGCUCAGCGCUUGCCAUGGGAAGAGCCCUGUGAUGGAGCUGUCUGUCCAGCGAGCGGUGGCAGUAGUGACUCUGCUGACACAUGUGACACAAACAGCUGGCUAUGCGGUGGAGCUGCAGGCCAAGCUGAACAGUAAUAGCUCAGAAGAUGGUGAGCAGAUUCCACCUCCUCCAGUAGCAUGGAAUCAAGUGUCAGGCCUGCAGCCCUUCCUUGAGACCAGUCUGAAAAAAUUCCUCCAAGAGAUAGCACAUACAGAAACUUGGCACACUCUCCAGCCUCUGACCACAACCUAUGUGAUCUACUUGGGAGUUUAUUACAGUGCUUGCAGCCAACAGCCAUCAGUCAAUCCAGUUGACUGCUUAGAGGACCUGGAGCGUCUGACAUCUGAGGUGCUGCAGCCCCUUCUCAGCCAGCCAGCCAUACAUAGCAUGUGGGACUUGCUCAGGCCAUGUUCUGCUUUGUGCAACCCUCUCUCCUGUUCCCCGGCGCCAGAGUCUGUUUCCAGCAUUGCAUCUCUGAGUUGCACUGGAGGCAAACCUCCUUUGAGCUUGGUUGGCUCCAAGUCACCUUUCCCCUUCCUCACUGCUCUCCUAUUUCUCAUCAAUAGCAUCACUCACAUUCACAAGGGCCUGACCUGCAAGUACAGCUCUGUGCUGGGCUCCAGUGGCUUGAAGGAUUAUCUGCAUCAAAGCUGGCAGACAGGACCUCCCUCUGUGACUCCUUCAUCUGCGUGGAUGCUGCGCCAUGAAUACCAUCUGCAGUACUUUGUGUUAGCGCUGGCUCGGAGAAUGGCAGCCACUUGUCCGGAUGACGCCCAGCAUGCCUCACUCCAUCACUCUGUUGCCAUGGCAUUGCUAAGCCGUCUGUUGCCAGGGAGUGAGCAUCUGGCUUACGAGGUCCUCCUGGAUCUUGCCUUUAAUCCAGAGUUUCUUCCUGAAGGGAAAGUUGGAGGGCCAGAAGCAGCUGACUUCUCUGACAUCCUGCAUCUGGGUACCAGUGCCAAACUGGCACAGCCUGGCUCUGCAGCAGCGUGUUUUCCGAAGGCUACUCGUGGUGCCCUGCUGAGAGAGUCGUACCAGAGCCUGCCUUCCAUCCGCUCCUGCUACCUCUCUCAUUUUGUCCGCUUGCAGCCUGCCCUUGCACGCUCCCAAGCAUCUUACCGAGGACAGAAUUACCUCAUCCAGUCCAUGCUGCUUCCUGAGGUCAGAGGGCCCAUCCUGCCUUCAGACUGGCCAUUCUUCCCUCUUAUCAGCCUCUACAACAAAGUGACUAACGCAGAGACACGUGGGGCUGUACUGAACUCCCUCCCACUUGAUCUUGUCGACACUGUGACCUGGAACCUGCAGUGGGUCUUGCUGCUAGAAACCUGGCGUGCUAAAACCCUUCAGAGCAUCCCUGCUGCCGCCAAACUUGCACGGCUUAUGUGUGUCUUCCUCACCGGCAGCGACCUCUUUCUGGAAGCCCCAAUCCACCGUUACACAGCUGCCCUUCUCUCUGUGUAUUGCCAACCCAAGGCAUUGGACUCCCUGAACUUGGAUGCUCCAGUCCCUGGUUUGGCAUCUUUCCACGAUCUCUACGUAAGUCUGCUGGAGCAGUUUGAGGGAGUCUCCUUUGGCGAUCCGCUCUUUGGAGCCUUUGUUCUUCUACCUCUGCAGAAGCGUUUCAGUGUUCAUCUGCGACUCGCUCUUUUUGGGGAGCACACAAGUAUCCUGCAAGCACUGGGAGUGCCCCUCCAGCAGUUUCCUGUGCCUCUGGAGCGAUACACUUCCCCUCCUGAGGACAACCUGAACCUUCUGCGACUCUACUUCCGAACGCUGGUCACCGGUGCUCUGCGCCACACCUGGUGCCCUGUCCUUUACGUGGUGGCUGUGGCUCACGUGAACAGCUUUAUUUUCUCCCAAGACAGCACAACAAAGGAGAUGGAUGCUGCUCGGAAAAGCAUGCUGAGGAAGACGUGGCUGCUGGUGGAUGAGUCCUUGAAAAACCACCUGCUCCACUACAGACUGCUGAAUGCAGAGAGCCCUUUGGGAUUUGACCUUUAUGAGCAGCUCCCUCCCAUACGACUGAAGUACCUGCAGAUGGUGACACAGAAAGAAAAUCAGGAGAAUUCACCAGCACUAGUCUCAUAGCAGAACACUGGUCCAGCAGGACAGCCAAGGUGAAGAAUGGAAGAGCUCAGUUUAUGCUUCACUGAUGGAGCUACGUGCACUUCAGCAGUUCCAGUGUCGUAGUUGGGGACUUUUGGCACCUUCACAAAGUGGAGCACUGGUGGAGUGCUCCCAGCCCUGCAGAGCAAUACACAUUUUUCUCAAGACAAUAUGACAAGGACACAUCUUCAUAGGAAGACAUGUGUAUGUGGCCUCCCUGUGAUGAAUGCUGGAGCAUUUCCCUCCAUUCUCUUCCAGGAUUUCUGCUGCUCCCCAGAGAAGGUGGGAACGUGUCUGAAAGACACUGGAUUGUUGAACAGACUGAAAGAAGUGGAAAAGCCUUUUUCAUUUGCUCAGGCUGGAGCCUGUGGGUUAUCAGUAUGAUGUUUGCCUUUCCCUGGCCUUUUUGGGACCCACAAUUUUGAAUAGUCCUUUCCCCACGUUGUCCCCUGCAAAUAAAAUGCCAGUACAACAGGGAAGAAGCUGAUUCUAAGGUAAAAUGUAUCUACAAGCAGUUUCUCCAGGACAGUGUCCUGUGGACAGUCAGUUACACAGAUGUCUUGUGUCAGACCUCUUAAGAGAUAAUAACUCCUAUUGCAGUGGUAUAAACACUGGCUCUCUGCCCUUAGCUUGCAUUUGCAUAGUCUCUAAACUGCUUUCUUUUCUCUCUUACUUUGGUUACAUGUAUAACAGGAUCAAAUUAAUUUCUUUGCAGGGCAGAAUGCCUAGCAGCAACCACUCCCCACUAGAGAGAAAAGAGGUGUCUGCCUGUGAGGUUGCUGUAUGUAUUUAGUUGCCCUCUGAGGAUAAUGCAAUUUAAAUUUUGAGGUGGAGCUCCUGAGUUUAAACCUAAGCUUAAAAAUUCCUCAUUUGUUCCCACUUCUGUAUUGCAGCCUCAGACACACAGGGUAUAAAUAGAGUGCCCUCUAAAAGGUUCACCAGAAGUUCCAGCUGAAGUCCAGAAUGUCCCCUGGAUGUGGUCUCAUGGAUGUUUCAUAUAUAUCCAAAAAGUUUUGCAGAACUAUGGUUACUCUGGCAGGCCUUACUUUGGAGAGCUUACAUCUGUGUACAAAACUUGUUAAGGGUGGUGGUUCUGUUUUGUCCUUAGGAAUAAAUUCCUCUGGAAGGUGAGGGUGAUGCCUAGCCUGAAGAGCUAAGCCUCUCUCUUUACCUAUCAAACAGGCCAAGCUAGUUUCUCUCCAAAGAAACCACACCCUUAUUAACCUUGAUCCAGGGGAUGGCCUAAUAAGAAUGUGAAACAUUGUUCAUAGGCCAGCCUGUAAGGGUCGAAAUUGUUCCAGGCAAGGAACAGAUUCCAGCUAGCAGCUUAGGGCUGCAGUGCUGUCUUUGCAUUGACAACUUUCUAAGCCAAUCAGUACCCCUUAGAUUUCCAGAAAACACACUGUUUCAUCUUUUCCUCUCUUAUUUCAGGCAGGACAUGGGCAGAACUGAGGUUUCCUUUUGAUCUUUUUCAUUUGUCUUUUUCUUUUCUCCUCCUAAUGCAGCUUUUGAUCUGUGGUUUCUUUCAGCUGGAGAUCAAUAGCACAGAAAAUAACAAAAGCACAGUGGUCAACGUGGGGGGUUCUUAAUGAUUUAUUUGAAAGUACUUGAUGUGAUUAAAAGUUUAAUGAAAGGCAUUGAAGUUUCUUUUCUGUCUGGAGAGCCCAACAGCUGUCUUUCAAGAGCAAUGGAUGGUAAGAUUUAAGGACUCCUGGCUGUCUGUUGAAGAGCAGCCUUCACCAAGGACUUUGCAUUCUGCUUCUCAGACCCAGUUACAAAAACUCUCCCAGUCCUUUCUGCAGUGCAGAGCUGAGUUUUGUAAUGUGUGCAGGGCAUAAAUAAAAAUUUGGAUAGCUCCACAGAUAUUUUUGUUGAACUAUGGGAGUGCUCUCCUUAUUUAAAUACUUUUGACUU
This is a messenger RNA of Dryobates pubescens (Downy woodpecker), 6320 nucleotides long. It is a transcript of the gene RPAP1, whose product is annotated as RNA polymerase II associated protein 1. The transcript has 25 exons. Lineage: Eukaryota; Metazoa; Chordata; Aves; Piciformes; Picidae. Gene Ontology annotation, biological process: transcription by RNA polymerase II. The coding region runs from base 87 to 4388 and encodes 1433 amino acids. The record is from RefSeq and is a predicted model, not a curated record. Gene Ontology annotation, cellular component: nucleus.